Molecule: messenger RNA, 963 nt
Organism: Ipomoea triloba (trilobed morning glory)
Lineage: Eukaryota; Viridiplantae; Streptophyta; Magnoliopsida; Solanales; Convolvulaceae
Exons: 5
Coding region: 124-714 (196 amino acids)
Biological process (GO): maturation of 5.8S rRNA
Source: RefSeq, a predicted model, not a curated record
UUGGCAAAUUAUUUACGAUUCGUCUUCACAGUGCUACGCCGGCCGGUCCUCGCUGCACACGGAGCUACAUAGAGAGAGAGAGAGAGAGAAAAAAGUGGAAGCUCAGUUAGUAGAGUUCGUUGUAUGCCUACAGAGUCAUCAGAGAUCAGAAUGGCUAAGCGGGAGCUAUCCAGUACUUUGAAAAACUUAAAGUUUAUGCAAAGGGCAGCACAAAAGGAGGAGAAAGUUAAGAAGGAAGAAGACAACUUGCCUGAUAGUAAAUUCCCUGCUUCCAGUGCCCCCAAACGAUGUGUUGUAAUUAUGGAAGGAGAUCCUCAUCCUGGGGCAAGAAAGGGCCGGAUGUCAUUUCAAAAUUUUAACCCUUCUAUUGAUAAACUAAAUGAAGAUGUGCCAAACCCUAGCCAAUCUGAAGCCUCUGCAACAUCUUCGGGCAGAACAAGUGAAACGAAUUGUAAUAGAGAAAACGGGUUCAGUCAAGAUGGGCCAGAGAACUCAAAACAGGAUGACUCAAGCACAGACGCAAAGGGAGAUUACAAGAGGAAGCAAGAUGAUGUGGAGCGUGAUGUCCACUUCCCAAAUAAAUCGCAUAAAAAUGUGCAUGGUCAUGAAGGGCCCUCUCGAAGGAGCAAUCAGAAGUUCCAGAAGCAACCCAAGCAUGAAAAGCUGGAUUGGGGUGUUCUUAGACCACCAAAGCAUCAAAACAAAAAACACUAGGCAAAGGUGACUCUUUUUGGCCCUUUGAUAAUUUUUUUCUCGACAUGCUUCUCUAGUCUGUUGUAGUACUAUAAGCUUUUGUAGUAUGGCUGUUAGCACUCCUAAUUGGUUUUGUUUUGAUCACUUCUUUCACCUUGUUGAGUUUAUUGUUCUGUUGACCACCUCAUCUAACCAUCAUCACUGAUGGUAUAAUGUAUGUCUCAAUUUACAUCAAGAAUGGUUUUCAAUAUAAUAUUUCUUGAAGUUUUA